AUGAAAAAUUAUCACGAAGUUUAUAAAGAUAAUGGAAAUAUAUUAAAUAGACAUUUAAAUAUACACAAUGAUAAUCCUAUCAGUUCUGUAAAGUACUUUAAAAAGAGAAAAAGAGUUAGAAGAGAUGAAAAAGCGCAUAAAUGUGAUAGCUUCUCUUAUAAAAAGGGCAAAGCAUAUAUAUCACAUCCCCAUGUUGGGGAUAGUGAUAGCGUGAAUUAUUCUGGGAAUACAAUUUGUACAACAGUUAUACGUGCUUCAGAAGGUUAUAUAAUCAAGCUGACAUUUGUGGACAUGUUCCAUAUAGAAGAUCACCCAGAGUGUAACUAUGAUUAUUUAGAAAUUCGCGAUGGAGACAAGGGCUAUUAUAAUCUCUUGGGCAAAGUGUGCGGAGAAAAGUUUCCAUCGCAAAUCACCACAACUGGCCCUAACGCCUGGAUGAAGUUUUACUCUGAUGAUACCAUUGAAUAUAAAGGAUUCAGGGUGCAAAUUGAUUUCAUUCCAAAGGACACUAGCGUCAGCGUUCCGGAGUCCUGCGUCACUGAGCUGUCAGGAAAGUACGGAAGGUUCGAUUCAGACAAUUUGAACGAAGACUGCAAAGACAGAACCGCAUCUCGAGCUCUCGACUAUCUCUGGAGUAUCGACGUGCCAGAGGGACACAAAAUAUACCUUAACUUCACAACGUACACUGUGGGAGAGCCCAACGAGUGCGACAAAAAUUUCGUCCAAGUUUUCGGAAGCGUUUUGGAAUACGAAGAAAAACUAGCACAUUACUGUGGCUCCGUGGCUAUGCCCGUGACGACAACGGGGCCGAGUGCCAACCCGGGCGAGGCGAAUGAGGACGAAGACCUAGGCAAUAUAAUGCAUGUCCGGCUGUACGCGGCGAGAGAACAAAAAGCGAAAACUUUUAUAGAUGCCACGUUUACCGCUUACCGGACCUUGGAUCUUAGUAAAAAUAAUACAUGCGAUGCGGAAACUGAAUUUGAUUGCGAAGAUAACACUUGCAUAGACAUCGCUUUGAGAUGCAAUAACUAUGCCAACUGCAGACUUAAAGCUGACGAAGAGAAAGAUCUUUGUAAGCACACGACCGAAUCCCUUAUCCAACAACCUCGUAUCCAGAUGAUCGUGAGCAUCUUUUGCGUCAUUCUAUCUGGCAUUUCUUUUGUUUUCUUCUUCAAGUGUAUCAAGAAACUUUACUUCGACCACAAGACUAUUAAAGAGCAGAUCCACCAAUCCUGCGAAGACAGAUUAGACAGCAUGAUUGGCAGUCGACUCGUACUGGAUUCAAAGAAAAUGCAGCGGGUUAGCGAGCCACGAGCUAGCCUAGAGAGAGAAAACCUUACUAAUGAAAUGUUCAAACAGCAAAGAAAACUGCAGCAGCUAGUACGGCCAACCAGCAUAGAUUCUGACUUUAUGCAAGAAACUGAGCGAGAUAUUGAAGAAAGUCUAUGGCGCAGAAAUGUUGAUGACGUUCCAAAAACGGAAAACGUAAGAAUCGAGCGUAACGAAAGAACAAGAAGAAAAGAACAACAAGAGUUAAAAACUGAAAACAAUGAAAGACCAAGGAGACUAGAAAAAGAGUUAGAUGACAUAAAUAUAGAAGUAAACAAAGGACACGAUCACUUACCACGAUUGAGCGAAUUUAGUGAUAAGGUCUUACCGAAGAAGAAAAGAAGGGAGGAAAGGAAAGAAAUAAAUACCUCUAGAGAUGUUUCUGUUGGUGUCCCGGAUACUAAACAAUCUGGAUGUCAAACAAGAGAUAGUUUGUUUCAAACUGAUCCAAUAAUGAAGUCAGAUGGUUUUGGCACCACUAAUGGCAGACGCUUAUCAAAGUUCAGACAAUCUGGCGCUAGUAUUAGUAGAUCUUCACCCCCUCAGAUUAAACCCUCGGAUAUCAUUAUCGAAGUCAUCAGACCCAUAACAGAAGAGGAGAGAAAACCGCAGAAAAAGGUCCCCGAUCCUCGCCCAAUGAGUGCAGAAACCACCCGUUCAGCACCUGAUGUCAUCAUUUUAGCCAAGCCGACUCUUUGAUGGUGAUUUAAAGCACACAAGGGCUUCUACUCCCUCGA
Molecule: messenger RNA, 2066 nt
Organism: Pararge aegeria (speckled wood butterfly)
Lineage: Eukaryota; Metazoa; Arthropoda; Insecta; Lepidoptera; Nymphalidae
Exons: 12
Coding region: 1-2028 (675 amino acids)
Molecular function (GO): protein binding
Source: RefSeq, a predicted model, not a curated record